CGCCAUGAGCGCUCCGGAUGAGAUGGCUGGUGGGCUCACCGAAACCCGGCCCGCCACGGCCGAAAUCCAGGCCAUCGCCGACAAGGGCUCCUUGUGCAAGUAAAACAAAAACAGACACCAGGCUGGGAUGCAGAGGCAGAGCCUGGUUCAGACCCUGGGCAGCGCUUGACUUCUGUACCUCAGUUUCCUCGUCUGUAAAGUGGGCAUCACUGGGGGGCCUUCACCAAAGGCCAAGAGGGAGGCCAUUCCUUCCCAGACUCCCGUGUGCGUUUGUGUGUGUCACUCAUCCCCAUAGGCUUGCCCACCUUCUGCAGGGUCAGAUCCCUGCGGACCAGACAUGUCACCUUGCACGACAGGUGAAGCCCCAGCUGGAGGAGAAGGAAAGCAAGAACUACCCCAUUUUCAAGGCCACGAAGUACAGGAGCCAGGUGGUCGCGGGGAUUAACUACUUCAUCAAGGUUCAAGUUGCAGAUGAUGACUACGUGCACCUUCGAGUGUUUCAAGGUCUCCCUCCUGAAAGCCAGAUCAUCUUGAGCAAAUAUCUGACCCACAAGACCAAGGAGGACCCAAUAGUCUAUUUCUAGUUCUCGAUUUUGAACUGGACCUUUGCCCUGUGGUUCUCUGUCACUUGUUCCCAUGCUGGGGUCAGAAAUGAACGCUGUCUCCUGCUGUGCCACUCUCUCUGGAGGGGCUGCUCUGCACCAACCUGGUGUCUCUGCUUCUGACUUUAAUCGCUUGAUUUUCCUCCAAACCAAUGAUCUUAACUAAAUUGCUUUCCAAUUGGGCUGAAGUGAUCUCUAAAUAAAUACAUUUUUAAGUUUUCCCAAAUU
This is a messenger RNA of Myotis davidii, 830 nucleotides long. It is a transcript of the gene CYSTATIN-B, whose product is annotated as cystatin-B. Gene Ontology annotation, cellular component: cytosol. The coding region runs from base 18 to 584 and encodes 188 amino acids. The record is from RefSeq and is a predicted model, not a curated record. The transcript is spliced from 5 exons. Lineage: Eukaryota; Metazoa; Chordata; Mammalia; Chiroptera; Vespertilionidae. Gene Ontology annotation, molecular function: cysteine-type endopeptidase inhibitor activity.